AUCGCUUCCGGACAACCCCACCGCCGCUGUCGUUCCCACACAACGGACUUUUUCUUCCUUCUCGUUGAACAUCUUUGUUGACGACGCCUAAAAGACAGUACACGCAAUCGUUGGGCUAAUUCGCGUUCCAUCUCAAGAACCCUACUGUUUAGUCAGUGUAGAUUUGUCGCAUUUCUCCACGUUUUCCAACAGCAAUUAUCAGAAUGUCCGCAAAGAUUCCAGAGCACCGUAUGCAGCAGUUCAAGAACCGUGGUGUUCUAAAGUCGGAUGAGCUGAGGCGUCGUCGUGAGGAUGUGGCUGUCGAACUGAGAAAGCAGAAGAGGGAAGAGUCUCUUGCUAAACGUAGGAACCUUGCCGCGCUCAACGGCGCCCAAUCGGAGUCUGAAGAUGAAAGUAUGUCCGUGGAAACAAACGCCCAACUACAGGAGACUGUGGGCCAAGGAGUUCGUGGUGUCUUUUCGGGCAAUGUGGAAGAACAAUUGCAGUCCACCGCUCGCUUCAGGAAGUUACUAUCUAAGGAACGCAACCCACCGAUUGAAGAAGUCAUCGCCUGCGGUGUUAUUCCAAAGUUUGUUGAGUUCCUCCGUUCAACAAACCCUAUGCUGCAGUUCGAAGCUGCCUGGGCAUUGACCAAUAUUGCAUCGGGAUCGUCUCACCAGACGCAAGUAGUAAUGGAUGCAAACGCGGUUCCGAUUUUUGUUGAACUGUUGAGCUCUCCCAACCCUGACGUUAGGGAACAGGCCGUAUGGGCUCUUGGAAAUAUUGCUGGGGACAGCCCACGUUGUCGCGACUUUGUUCUCAGAGAAGGUGCCCUCCGCCCUUUGCUCAACAUCCUGAACGAAAAUACCAACAAGCUGUCAAUGUUGCGCAAUGCUACCUGGACUUUGUCGAACUUCUGCAGAGGCAAAAAUCCUCAACCGGACUGGUCUCAGAUUGCUCCUGCCCUUCCCAUUUUGGCAAAGCUGAUUCAUGCCAAUGACGAGGAAGUCCUCACGGAUGCCUGCUGGGCCAUAUCCUAUCUUUCGGACGGCGCCAAUGAAAAGAUCCAGGCCGUUAUUGAAUCCGGUGUGUGCCGGCGUCUUGUGGAAUUGUUAGGCCAUCCGUCCUACGCCGUUCAAACUCCUGCAUUGCGCUCUGUUGGCAACAUCGUUACUGGAGAUGAUGUCCAGACCCAAGUCGUUAUCAACUGCGGCGCUCUUCAUGCACUCCUUGGACUUCUUACGAGCCCAAAGGAUGGUAUUAGGAAAGAAGCUUGCUGGACAAUCUCUAACAUUACUGCCGGAAAUGCUGCCCAAAUUCAGUCAAUCAUCGAUGCAAACAUCAUCCCUCCUCUGAUUGCCAUUCUGCAGCGGGGUGACUUCAAGACAAAGAAGGAAGCCUGCUGGGCGAUUUCGAACGCUACUUCCGGUGGUUUAUCGAAACCGGAACAGAUCAAGUACCUUGUGCAGCAGGGUUGCAUCAAGCCGCUUUGCGAUCUUUUGACAUGCGGAGACAACAAGAUUAUUCAAGUAGCAUUGGACGGUUUGGAAAAUAUUCUCAAAGUCGGUGAACUGGAAAGAAUGGAGCAUGCCGGCACCAACGAGAUGGCAGUCUAUAUUGAGGAAGCUACUGGUGUCGAGAAAAUUUACCAGUUGCAACUUCACGACAAUGCGGAAAUCUACAAGAAAGCGUACAACAUAAUUGACAAGUAUUUCAGCGACGAAGAUGACGAGACGGGUAUGGCGCCGGAGGUCGACCAAAGCACUGGAACAUUUGCCUUCUCGAACCAGAUGAAUGUGCCACAAGGCGGCUUCAACUUUGGACAGUAAAAAUUGUUCAAGUUUCUCGUUGUCGCUGUUGUUGCAAACACACGUGGGUAUCGGCGUCCAAGGCUGUAUUUUGCGAAUGCGGUUUCCGUGAGAAUUUAAGCUAGGAUGUCCAAACGGUCAACGUUCAUAAAUUGCACGUUGAUGGCGGAAUGCCUUUAGUUUGGCUGGCCCCGUUCUGUUAGUGGUUCUUGCAUUCCUUUCAUCCCUCUUUCCCUUCCCGUAUAGUUAGAAUUUGACGAGUGUUUCCCUGCAGUUUGUAUGUUACCCUCUUCCCCUUUUCCUUUUGUUUAUAUACCAUUUCUCAACGUUUUCCAGGACUGUUUUCCAAUUUCAACCCUUUUAUUUUUGUUUACGUAUCUAUCUAUUGCAAUAUAUCUGCUGCGGUCGGAGUAGACCAUGGGAACCUGACUGCAGUCAUUUGAGCGCCAGACGACUGGGAGUAUGGUUGAAUGUAGAGAAUGGCUCACUGUUGUAGACUGAUCCUAACCAUCCC
This is a messenger RNA of Spizellomyces punctatus DAOM BR117, 2301 nucleotides long. RefSeq names its product karyopherin alpha. The transcript is spliced from 10 exons. Gene Ontology annotation, molecular function: protein binding; nuclear import signal receptor activity. Gene Ontology annotation, biological process: NLS-bearing protein import into nucleus. Gene Ontology annotation, cellular component: nucleoplasm; nucleus; cytoplasm. The record is from RefSeq and is a predicted model, not a curated record. Bases 204 to 1808 code for a protein of 534 amino acids. Lineage: Eukaryota; Fungi; Chytridiomycota; Chytridiomycetes; Spizellomycetales; Spizellomycetaceae.